UCCUACCCUCUGCAACCUGCAUCUCUCCUCUCCGGGAAGGCCUUUGGAGUUUGGAUCCCUCGAUCUCCAAGGCCUUCUCCUCGGACUGGUUCGAUCACCACCCAUUGUCACCGCCUCCAUCGAUCUCGAUCCCUCACACACCCUUCUUCGGUUCAUUCCCCUAGGCGAUCACGCCUCCUCCGCAUCACCGCGCCGUCUGAUCGAUUCGACAGCACCUGAGAGAGAGACAGAAACAGAGGCAAAGCAAGCCGGCGGGCCGGACCGGUGGGUGCUGUCUGCGCGAGCGCGUACAUACGUGUGUAACCGCAUACGGUGCGGCGCGGUGGAAUUGAUGGCGUCCCAUGAGGUCCAGGCGCCGCGACGGUGCUGACUCGGCGCUCGAUGAUCGUCCGCAGGCGGUGACGGCGGCGGCGGCUCCUCGGACGUCGUCCCUGCGGCGUUCUUGGCCACCGCGUGGUCACUGGCAGGCAGCGGGGAAGCAAGAUGAGCUGCUUGCCGUGUUUCGGGAAGAAGAAGAACGAGGGAGGCGGCGACGAGCAGGCGGAGUCGUCGCGGGGGCCCAUGACGCCGCCUCCCGCGGUGCAGGCGCCCGCGCCCUCCUACGGCGCCCCGGCUUCUGCCGCGCCCGUCGCGGUCGCCGCUCCAGCGCUAGUCACGCCUGCCAAGCCGCCCGGCGAGAACAACGCGGGCUCCUCGGAGGACGCGCUGCGGCAAGAAAUCGAGGUGAAGGCGUUCGCGUUCCGGGAGCUCGCGGCGGCCACGGACCACUUCACGCCGUACAACCUCGUCGGAGAAGGGGGCUUCUUCAGGGUGUACAAGGGCCAGCUAGACAAGGACGGACAGACCGUGGCCAUCAAGCAGAUGGACAAGCAUGGAUUCCAAGGCAACAUCGAGUUCCUGACCGAGGUCUCCAAGCUCAGCAAGCUUCACCAGGAGAACCUAAUCGACAUCCUCGGCUACUGCGCCGACGGCGACCAGCGGCUCCUCGUCUACGAGCACAUGGACGGCGGCACCUUGGAAGACCACCUCUUCGACUUGCCGCCGGAGAAGAAGCCGUUGGACUGGACGACGAGGAUGAAGGUGGCUUAUGGCGCGGCGCAGGGUCUCGAGUACCUGCACGAGAAGGCGAACCCGCCAGUGGUAUACGGGGACUUCAAGGCCUCCAACGUCCUCCUCGACGCCAGCUUCACGCCCAAGCUCUCCGACUUCGGCCUGGCGCAGCUCGGCAAGACGGGUGGCGGCAACAUGCCCAUGGCGUCGCCGAUGAUGGGCUCCUUUGGGUGCCUCGCGCCGGAGUACGACCGCGGCGGCCAGGUCACGAUGAAGUCCGACGUCUACAGCUUCGGCGUCGUGCUGUUGCAGCUCAUCUCCGGCAGGCGGACCGUCGACACCAGCAAGCCCGUCGAGGAGCAGAACGUCGUCACCUGGGCACAGCCGAUGUUCAAAGAUCAGAAGAGAUAUCAUGAGCUGGUGGAUCCGCUCGUCAAAAGGGAGUACCCGGCCAAGGCGUUGAACCAAGUGGUGGCCAUGGCGUCGAUGUGCUUGCAAGAAGAGGACUGCGUGCGGCCGAUGAUGGGCGACGUCGUCAUGACGCUAGGCUUCCUCACCAUGCUGCCACCGGAUCCGCCGAGCGUCAACGUCCCUCCUCCGGCUGCCGCCCCAGAGCCCAAGAAAGACGAAAAAUCGCACAAAUCGCACCACUCUGACAGUUCGUCGUCCUCUUCGGAUGACGAUGACGACCACGGCGAGGAGGAAGAGGAGGAGGAAGAGGAGGAGCAGAGUUAAGGAUGAUUUGUUUUGGGGAAGGAAACGAUAAUAAGAUGCUUCAGAACUUUAAUGUCAAGAACCAUGUACGCCAUGUGGUUUGUUUCAUGUGUCUGAUGUGUAAGUAGUUCUAUACAUGAAUUGAUCUGGGGGGUUUCUGGGAGAGAUUGCGGCAAUGGAAUGAGCGGCGGGGCUUGAGCACAGACAAA
Lolium perenne is the source of this 1973-nucleotide messenger RNA. RefSeq names its product probable serine/threonine-protein kinase PBL23. Gene Ontology annotation, molecular function: protein kinase activity; ATP binding. Lineage: Eukaryota; Viridiplantae; Streptophyta; Magnoliopsida; Poales; Poaceae. Gene Ontology annotation, biological process: protein phosphorylation. The record is from RefSeq and is a predicted model, not a curated record.